Molecule: messenger RNA, 1101 nt
Organism: Fusarium redolens
Lineage: Eukaryota; Fungi; Ascomycota; Sordariomycetes; Hypocreales; Nectriaceae
Exons: 2
Coding region: 1-1101 (366 amino acids)
Source: RefSeq, a predicted model, not a curated record
AUGAGUAGUCUACUACAUUUUGGGUUAGCAUUUGGCUUUUGGAUUGUCAAGGGAUCACAAGGACGAGUCCUGUACGAGCCCACGCAACGAUCGCGCAUCGCGGACCAUGACCGAUUACCUGCGGUAACCCUUAUGGUAGAGAUCCCUAACUUCAGGCAUGCAGCAAAGCGGCAUGAGACCAGCUUUCCAGAUGACUUCCAUACCCUUACUGUAGCACCAGAUGAAACAUGCGGUUGGCUGUCGGGGAAGUCCGAGAGCCCAAUUACUUGCGAGUUCCAUCAAACCUGCAUGUGGGUGCGAUCAUAUACGAUGGGAUUUAUACUCUGCGGCGUGAUUCAGGAGACUGAUAUUAAGUACGAGGCUAACGCAUUAUGUCUUGGGAGAAAGGACGCAUUGGAUACGGACAUUUGCGACGAUAGUUGUCAGACAAACAUGCUUGUUCUUCGCUGUACCGAAGAGUCGUCUGCUUAUUGUCAAACAUAUGCUUAUCCGGAGGGAAUUGAAGACUAUAGAUGUGCACCGACACCUGUAACCAGGGUCGAGAGUGUAUAUUUUACAUACAAGGGUCAGGACCAUGCAGAAUUUUUCACUACAACACUUACCCAUGGAGAUAUCACGUCGACUGAACCUACUCCUACCACUGGUCCCGAAACUAGCGCAACCAUACCGCCUCCACCUCCACCUCCACCUCCGCCAAAGUCCGAACCUAAUAUUGGAGCUAUUAUCGGUGGUGCGAUUGGAGGUUUCAUAGCACUUUCGCUCGUAGCAUUGGCGAUCUUCUGGUCUGUUCGACGGUUGAAGAAGAAUGAUACCCCCCCAAGUCAGGCUGUUUCGAUGCAGCAAUCUCCGCAGAUCGGAAUAGCACCAGUUGAUAGGAGUCGCGGAAAGACGAGCGCGACUUCUCCAGUGCAGCCCGAGUGGAGAGAUUCGGUGAUAACUGUACCGAACGCGGUUACCAGUCAACCUAGGUCACCGAGUAGCCAGAGCGCGGCGUAUCAACGUGAUCAGCAGCCUGCACCGCCGCCUGUAGCUUAUGAAAUGAGCGGAGACCGCCUUGAACCUCCGAUUCAGGAAAUAAGCGGAGACUUUGUUCAUUCCUAG